This is a messenger RNA of Rhodamnia argentea, 707 nucleotides long. Its product is annotated as major allergen Pru ar 1-like. The record is from RefSeq and is a predicted model, not a curated record. Gene Ontology annotation, molecular function: signaling receptor activity; protein phosphatase inhibitor activity; abscisic acid binding. Gene Ontology annotation, cellular component: cytoplasm; nucleus. The transcript has 2 exons. The coding region runs from base 73 to 570 and encodes 165 amino acids. NCBI's taxonomy places the organism in Eukaryota, Viridiplantae, Streptophyta, Magnoliopsida, Myrtales, Myrtaceae. Gene Ontology annotation, biological process: abscisic acid-activated signaling pathway; defense response.
ACAAACCUCCUGACCUCCACUCUAUUUCAUCAUAUUGUUUGUAUUUCUCUAUAUAGCAACCUGAAAGCCAUCAUGGGUGUAUUCACUUUUACAAAUGAAUACAUGUCCACAAUUCCUCCUGCAAGAUUGUUCAAGGCCCUAGUUCUGGACUCACAUACCCUGAUUCCCAAACUCAUGCCUCAAGCUAUCAAGAGUAUUGACAUCAUCCAAGGCGAUGGAGGGGCUGGAACUAUUAAGCAGAUCAACUUCAGUGAAGGUAAUCAGCUUAGCAGAAUGAAGAAUCGCGUGGAUGAACCGAACGAGGAGACGUUUACGUACAAGUAUACCAUGAUCGAUCUAAAGGACAAGUUUGAAUCUAUUGCUUACGAAGUCAAGUUUGAGCCAACACCGGAAGGCGGGAGCAAGAGCAACAUGAUGAGCACGUAUUACACAAAGGGCGAUGUUACGCUCAAAGAAGAGGACAUUAAGGCAGGCAAAGAGAGAGCCUUGGGAAUGUACAAGGUCGCCGAAGCAUACCUCCUCCAAAACCCCGAUGCUUAUGCUCGAGACUUGAAAUGCUCUCUUGAAUAAAAUUCGAGAAGUCCCGUCAAUAAGAACUCGUGAUACUUUCGGUCUUCACGUAGAAGUACCCGAGUUCCUUUACUUCUAUACGGGUAUAAAUAUCCCUUAGAUUUGGAUGGCAAUAAAGAUAUGUACUUUUUAACUUA